AUGCUGGGAUGGGUGGCUCGCUGCCUACCCGGGUUUAGCAUUAUUGGACUAAUUAUUCUGCUUAUAUUUGCAUUUUCCGAUAUCCUCAAGUCUCAGCUCUUCAGAGCUGUAUUUCCACCAUGGUUUGGACAACCUUUCAAGGAAGGAUGGUGGGGUGGAUUGAACCUCGCUCAAGCUAUCUUCGUAGUGUAUGCGGUGGCGAUACAUAUCGAAAUGUUUAGCUUUACCCUCCGACUGGCGUGGUCGAUCUUUCGAAUGACAGCAAAGACGAAGGAAGCACUGGGACGGCGUCCCACCGCGGAAUUUCCCGUCUCACCAACCCCCUCCGCCCAGGACGAGGGAUAUAGCAGCCAGCAAAUGUCACCGAUAUCUUUACCAUCACCCGGCCCAUUUCCCGAGAAAAUAAAUGCUAUGAGCAUAGGAUACGAAGUUAUUGAAGAUGAGGUGAUCCAUGCCAUUAUUUUACCCAACUAUUGCGAGGACAUUCACACGCUGGAAACCACUCUGAAAGUGCUGGCCAGUCACCCGCGGGCCAAGUCGCAAUAUGAAAUAUAUCUCGCCAUGGAGCAAAAGGAGGCCAUCGCUCUCGAUAAAGCGGCACACCUUGUUUCCACCUUCGAGACAUUCUUCCUCCACAUCCGUCCUACCUUCCAUCCAGCCGGUGUACAAGGAGAGAUUGCAGGCAAGAGCUCGAAUGUGGCUUUUGCGGCGAAGCGAAUCGUACAGGUUCACAACACAGAGCUGAGCGCGGAUUGCUGCAAAGUGGUGGUCACAGUCAUGGAUGUCCGAUGCGCUGAUCUUCUCUGGGGCUUCGCGGGAAUAUCCACCAUGUACCCAGGAACUCCCAUUUCCAUCCCCACCUCAGUGUAUUCCCUACCACUUUCCCUUGCCGAGAAGGUUGGUGGAUGGGAUAGCGAUCCGACAGCGAUCGGAGAAGACAUGCACAUGCUGCUCAAAUGUUACUUCGAAACCGCCGGCAACCUCAUCUCCCGCGUGAUUUAUGUUCCAGCGAGCCAGUGCAAUGUCUCCAGCGAUGGGAGCCAUGGUUGGAGACGGAUCCUAGAUACUGGCAUUGCUCGCUAUCGCCAGGCACUGCGACAUAUGUGGGGGGCUCUUGACUCGGGCUUCGCAGCACGGCGCACACUCGGCUACCUUCGCUUUCACAAGCGGUGCUCAUUCCUCAGUCUAAGGCAUUUUGCCCUUCUGCAUUUACUUUGGGAAGCGCACUUUCUGCCAUGUCAUUUGGUUAUUAUUAUGGUGUUUUCUGUUCUGUACACGAUCUUGGCACCUGCAUCGCAGCUGCACCCUACCUUCGCUCGAACCUUUUUCCUGAACGAUGUCUUGCGAACGUCCGCUUUUAUUGGAAUGAACUUUUGUAUCGCACUGUAUGACGGAUGGCAUGCAAUCUGUGUCAACUCGCGAAUGCAGGAUAUGUACGAAGCUAAAGUGCCGGACACGGGAUUCUCUCGGCGUGUCUGGUACAAGCCGCAGCACCUCAUGGAGAGGAUCUGCUUUCCAAUUGCGGGCACUCUCUAUGGUGCCAUCCCAGCUUUGCAGGCGGUCUUUUCCCACUUCUUCACUGAUCGAUUGGUGUAUCGAGUUAGCAAGAAGCCGACCUUCAGUCUUGAAGCCGUGAGUAUGGCAUAG
Penicillium odoratum is the source of this 1647-nucleotide messenger RNA. RefSeq names its product glycosyltransferase family 2 protein. Lineage: Eukaryota; Fungi; Ascomycota; Eurotiomycetes; Eurotiales; Aspergillaceae. The transcript has 3 exons. The record is from RefSeq and is a predicted model, not a curated record. The coding region runs from base 1 to 1647 and encodes 548 amino acids.